AAGAGGAAGAGGGGAGGGCUAGGAGAGGGUGCACAUCAAUUUUUUGUCUUGCUAUCUUGUUCUUUUUAAAAGUUGGAGCAGGUGCUUCUAAGAUUUAUGAUCUGAUUUUUUAUAUAAUUCUCAUUUUUUGCCGGAGUUUAUUUUAUAAAUGUGUUUGAAGAUGCAAUGAGAGAGGCCAAGAUGGAGCCUAAGGACACGGAGGUUGAUUCAAUACCUUCCUGGUCUCCUAAACCUAGAGAAAGACUCCUUACCUGUGCCAACCUUCCAGAUAUUGCAGGGAAGAAAAGAAAACAAGACCCAGAUGAUGCUGAAAUUUCAUCCCGAAUCUUGGAGGACUGUGAAGAUGACGACUUUCCCAUCGAUGACCUCAUACAGGAUUCUGAGGGUCCCUGUAACAAACGAGUCAAACCUGUUGACAAAAGUUCUUCCGUUACUGGUAUCAUAACACCAGUAAAGACCCCUGCUCUGAAGCGCUUGGGUCAGUCAAUACAGCGUUCCAUCAGUUUCCGAACAGAGGCUCGACCUUUGCCCCCAAUGCCAAUAAGAACACGCCAGAAGGCCUCGUCGUUUCCGCGGCGGCGGAGCAGCCAGCUGUGGAGCGAUACAGUGGGCAGUCAGAGUCAGGUGCUCACCACCAAAGAGAUCAAGAGACAGGAGAUCAUAUAUGAGUUGACCCAGGGAGAGAAACAGCUCAUUGAAGAUCUGAGUCUAGUGAAAAAGGUAUACUAUGAGCCUAUGUUAAAAUUAGACAUUUUGACAGAAAGUGAACUUGGACAGAUUUUUGGAACCCUUGAUUCUUUAAUACCUCUACAUGAAGAUCUUUUAGCCCGUCUUGAAAGUCUUCGUGGAGCGGAGAAGACUGUGCAGGAGGUCGGCCCGACAAUGAUGGAUUGGUUUCCUUGUUUGGAGGCGUAUAUCACAUAUUGCUGUAAUCAGGUUGGGGCAAAAGCUCUGCUGGAUCAGAAAAAGCAGGACCGUCGUGUAGAGCAUUUCUUACGGCUGUGUCAGGAGUCGUCAUUUAGCAGAAAACUGGAUCUUUGGAACUUUCUGGACUUGCCUCGUAGCAGGCUGGUAAAAUAUCCUCUGCUGUUAAAGGAAAUUCAGAAGACCACUCCACCUGAUCAUCCGGAUGAAGAAGUUUUGCCACUGGCUAUGGAUCUUAUCCAAAGGAUCAUUACAGAAGUGAAUCUUAAGACUGGAGAGGCGGAGUGUCAGUUUUACCGACGUGGGCUGUGUUACUCAGAAGACAGUCAGAGGGUUCCGGAAAUUCAGGCCUCUCGUUUUCUAUACUGUCAUGGUGAACUGAAGAGCACUAAAGGACAUAAGCUGCAUGUGUUCCUCUUUGAGCUGGUGUUGGUUUUGACUCGACUGGUGGCACAGGACAGGGAAGGACCGGUCCAGUUUCAGGUGUAUCGUCAGCCCCUCCCCGCCGUUCACCUCCAUCUGGAGGACCUACCCGAUGGAGAACCCAGCAGUUCUGGAUCCUUUCGUGGAGCCUUUACUGGAAAUGAUAAGGUGAAGAAUUGUUUCCGUGUAAGCACCACAGGACGCUCCAAGUCUCAGUCUCACAGCCUGCAGGCCAACGAUUCCUUCAAUAAGCAGCAAUGGAUUUCCUGUCUGCGCCAAGCAAUGGUCCAAUCACGAGACAGACAGGCUCAAGCCAGCCAAUACAACCCCUCUGACCGUUUGAGCCCCGAUCCUGCAUUCUAUAACAACAUUGCUGAAAUGAACUUAAACUCUGAUGUGGAGAUGCAAGACACAUAGGCCGAGGCUUAAAAUGGUCUCUUUGUUCAUUGUGUCAGUGAACACAUUUUGUUGUGACAGUGACAACAAACUUCCUCAGGACAAAAGACAUCACCACAGCCGAUGUCUUAACCUUAUUUAGAGAAUGUGUAGCAAUAUGUAUUCAUGUUUCACAUAUGUAAAUGUUUGCUGGUGCCUGAUGUCACAUUGAGGACAUAUUGUGUAUUAGAUUUGUGCUUCUAGCUUUUGUAUAAUUUCGGUUGUGAAUGAUAUGAGAAUGAAUAUAUGAAUUGUUAGACAUAAUAACCAGCUCUCAAUUUCUUAUUUAUUUAAAUUGAGCCUCCUUUUCCAUCUGAUCUGGUUAAUAAACAGUUCAUUCAGUCUGAA
Messenger RNA from Triplophysa dalaica, 2130 nucleotides. RefSeq names its product Rho guanine nucleotide exchange factor (GEF) 3, like (gene arhgef3l). Gene Ontology annotation, biological process: positive regulation of Rho protein signal transduction; intracellular signal transduction. Gene Ontology annotation, molecular function: guanyl-nucleotide exchange factor activity. Lineage: Eukaryota; Metazoa; Chordata; Actinopteri; Cypriniformes; Nemacheilidae. The record is from RefSeq and is a predicted model, not a curated record. Bases 166 to 1764 code for a protein of 532 amino acids. The transcript has 13 exons.